AUGCUAGGGUGUUUGGUCCAUAAGAGAAUAAUACGUUGCGGCGGAGCAGUUGAUGAUGACAUGGCAAACACCAUAGUUGCGCAGCUUCUUUACCUUGAUGCUGUUGAUCCUCAGAAGGAUAUUGUCAUGUAUGUAAACUCUCCAGGAGGAUCAGUUACAGCAGGUAAUGCAAUAACUUGUCACUGCAUGGUAAUGUCUGAUUCUUCUUCGGAAAAAUUUGGCUUUCUAACAUUUCAUCUAUUCCUCAUUACUAAAGGAAAGAGAUAUAGCUUGCCUAAUUCAAGAAUAAUGAUUCACCAACCUCUUGGUGGAGCUCAGGGAGGGCAAACUGACAUAGAUAUUCAGGCAAAUGAAAUGCUGCAUCACAAGGCUAACCUGAAUGGGUAUCUUUCUUACCACACUGGACAAAGUUUGGAAAAGAUUAACCAGGACACAGACCGCGAUUUUUUCAUGAGCGCAAAAGAGGCCAAAGAAUAUGGACUGAUAGAUGGUGUCAUAAUGAAUCCUCUCAAAGCUCUCCAGCCGUUAGAAGUUGCGGUUUGAACUGCGGAGUUGAGAUUUUUCACUUCAAGGUAAAACCAUCAAAGCGUACUUGUUAGCUAAGAACAAUCUUCUUGGCUGCUGAGUCCAAUUUAAUUAUGCUAUCCAUGUUGGUAUUCAUGUAAUUACGUGCCAAAAAGUUCAGGUAAAAAUUGAUCAUAGGAUGUGCCUUUACCCUUGAAGCUCUUAUCUUCACUCUGGAGAUAACAGGGCAAUCUUUCUUAUAUCUUUUAUUUUCAGCUUAUUGUUGUAUUAUUCUUAGAGAAACCAUGAAAUGGCCUUUCUGAAGAGGUGUUUUUCGGACAUAGUAACGGCGUUGUAGUUCUUACCGGGGGAAAAAGAAAAUCUUGAUUUGUA
Molecule: messenger RNA, 897 nt
Organism: Arachis ipaensis
Lineage: Eukaryota; Viridiplantae; Streptophyta; Magnoliopsida; Fabales; Fabaceae
Product: ATP-dependent Clp protease proteolytic subunit 5, chloroplastic-like
Biological process (GO): protein quality control for misfolded or incompletely synthesized proteins
Cellular component (GO): endopeptidase Clp complex
Molecular function (GO): ATP-dependent peptidase activity; serine-type endopeptidase activity; ATPase binding
Source: RefSeq, a predicted model, not a curated record